ACAAAGUGGAAAAGAGACGAUAAGAAUCCUCAAUGUUACAUGAUUAAAACAGCAAUCAAUCGAAAAUCCAUGAAAAAACAACAUGGGUUACACAUCUCACAGAGGCCGAUCUUGAAACAUUUAAACAAUUAAAUUAGGGAAAAGAGAGCUGAGAAGCAUUACUUAAUCCUUUCUUCUUUUUCUCUUUUAUUUUUCUUUUUUUAUACAUAUACUCUUUGUUUUUAUAUAUAUAUAUAAAAAACAAGAUCCGGUAGAGAUCAUUUAUUUCUUUUUUUUAGGGGGAGGGUAGCAAAAAAAAAAGGUUUAUAUAACCAUGGGAAAUGAACAAUCGACCUCAUACGAAUCAUCCACUAUGAGUUCCGAAAAACCCGCUUCAUAUACUACACGAUCCACUACGACAAGCAAUAGCAGUAGCACACGUAAACCACAACCGUUUGCAGGCUCAUUUUUUGAUUCUCAUCUGGCACCUGUUGUGCCGCAUCAACAAGCCAAGAAACCUAAUCGACCAGCAGGACAUGUCAACUUCUUCGAGGUAGCAGCUGUCUCGCCUCAACCCACCAAAAGUAUCAAAUCUUCACCUUCUAAUUCAUCCUCUUCUUCAUUAAAGAAUGGUAGUAAACAGUCCUAUCCAUCCACUUUAAAUAGUGGCCGACAUUUAUCCAAGAAGAGUAUUUCGCAAGUCACUACAACCAGUUCUGGAAACUCGUCUGUAGGAAGUAAUGAGAUUGAAUCCAAGCUUUCUUCGAUAUCGGAUUAUAUUUAUAUUCAUGGUAGAAAGUACUGGAAAGCGCAUGGUUCGCAAAAGUUUAUUUUACCUUGUGAUGAUGAAGAAAGCGACAGAUUGAUGGCUAUGCACUAUAUUUUAAAAUCGAAAUUUGGAGGCAAUUUUCUCUCACCGAUUAGACAAGUGUUGAGUUCUGAAAUGAAUCGUAGCAAAGUUCUUGAAAUUGGGUGUGGAGCAGGUACGUGGAUUCUUGAAAUGGCCAGUGAAUUCCCCAAUACAGAGUUUGUUGGGGUAGAUGAUUGCCCGUUAUUUCCAGCAAGCAUGAAGCCAAGAAAUGCACGUUUUAAGUUACAAAAUGUGUUGAAAGGAUUAUCGUUUAAAGAUGGAGAAUUUGAUUUUAUUUACAUGCGAUUGAUGAUGAUUUAUUUUACACCUGAAGAAUUAACCAAACUCUUGCGUGAGAUCUCUCGUGUGCUAAAACCCGGUGGAUACUUUGAAGUUUUGGAUACAAACUACACCAUUCGAAAUGCAGGACCCAUUUCGAAAAAGCUGGUCAACUCCGAACUGAAGAAUAUACUACAAUUAUCCACAGCGACGUACGAAUCGAAUACGAAUCAUCCAAUUUUUACGUGUUUGAUGUUAGCCCCUCAACAACCUGGUAAUAACCCUGAGGGACAUUUCAUUGAUAUUCAGCAAGAGCGUGCGGUGUUGCCGUUGGGAGAUUGGGGAGGUGGGCAGAUUGAAGAGUUGCAUGUGGCCAAUUUCAAGAAUUUGCUCAGAAGCAUUCAAAGCACAGAUGAGGCACUUUCUCCCCUAUCAAAACAAUCUGUGGAUUCCAUUCUUGAUGAAUGCGAUCACUAUAAAUCAUAUUUGGAUUGGUUCUCGUGUUAUGCAAGAAAGCCGUUUAAUGACGAUCAAUUGGAACAAAGUACACUUGAUUCUAUUUAUGAAUUCGUUGAUGGAUUUGUAGAUUUUUAGUUAUAAUAAAAAAAAAAGAGGAAAUGUUAUAUAUUUAUUUUUGAAAUGU
Molecule: messenger RNA, 1751 nt
Organism: Mucor mucedo
Lineage: Eukaryota; Fungi; Mucoromycota; Mucoromycetes; Mucorales; Mucoraceae
Exons: 4
Coding region: 314-1702 (462 amino acids)
Molecular function (GO): methyltransferase activity
Source: RefSeq, a predicted model, not a curated record